AUUAUGACAUGGGAAUAAGCCAAACAGUAGGCGUGUCUCUUAUGACGUCACUCAGGUGUAAUGAAACUCAAGCUCAAAGGUGUUUCCUGACCAAAACCAGAUCCUUUCUGCAGGACACAAUCUCCAGUUUGAAGCUUCUCUCUCUUUCUUCGAGGGAUAAACCCCACUGCAGGUGAACACUAAGAGAACAAGAACAAGAGGAAAAAGAGGGAAAUUGGAGGAAAAGAGAAAUAGAAAUUGUCAUGGCUUCCUCCAGCAGUGUCCUGUGUGAAGAUCAGCUCCAGUGCUCCAUCUGUCUGGAGGUGUUCACUGAUCCAGUCUCUACUCCAUGUGGACACAACUUCUGUAUGAUCUGUCUCAGAGAGUUCUGGGACAGCAGUUCACACUGCCAGUGUCCAAUGUGUAAGACGGAAUUCCCUAAACGUCCUGAUCUACGUGUGAAUACGUUCAUCUCUGCACUUGCUGCUCCAUUUAAGAAGUCAGUUCAGGAGAAAUCCAGCAGCGCUGCAGAAAAACUCAGCCAAUCUCUAGUGCUCUGUGAUAUCUGCUGUGAAAAGAAACUUGCAGCUCUGAAGUCCUGCCUGAUCUGUAUGACCUCUUACUGCAAGACUCACCUGGAACCUCAUGAGAGAGUUUCUUCAUUAAAGAAGCACAAACUGAUGGAGCCUGUGGAGAACCUGGAGGACUACAUCUGCCAGAAACAUGAGAGACCCCUGGAGCUGUUCUGUAGAGAUGACCAGACGUGUGUGUGUCAGUUCUGUACUGAGGGAGACCACAAAACUCACAGCACCGUUCCUAUAGAGGAGGAAGCUGAAGAGAAGAAGACUGAGUUGGGAAAGACACGAGCAGAAGUUCAGCAGAUGAUCCAGGAGCGACUGAAGAAGAUUGAGGAACUCAAACACUCUGUAGAACUCAAUAAAAAAAACACAGAGAAGGAGAAACUAGACGUUGUGGAGAUCUUCAGUGCUCUGAUGCGCUGCAUUGAGAGAAGCCAGGCUGAGCUGCUUAAGGUGAUGGAGGAGAAGCAGAAAGCAGCAGAGAGGCAGGCUGAAGAGUUGAUUAAAGAGCUGGAGCAGGAAAUCACUGAGCUAAAGAGGAGAAACACUGAGCUGGAGCAGCUCUCACACACUGAGGAUCACCUCCACCUCCUACAGAUUUCCCCGUCACUGUGCAGCCCUCCACACGCCCAGGACUGGACUGACGUCACAAUUACCUCUCAUCUGAGUGUGGAGACUCUGAGGAGAAAUCUGUCUCAGCUUCAGCAAACUCUCAGUGAGGAAAUGGAGAAGCUACCAGAGAUUAAACUGAAGAGAAUUCAACAAUAUGCAGUGGAUGUGACUCUAGAUCCUGAUUCAGCUCAUCCUCAUCUCAUCCUGUCUGAUGAUGGGAAACAAGUUAUAUGUGGAGACGAAAAACAGAUUCUCCCUGAUAAUCCUCAGAGGUUUGAUUAUUGUGCCUGUGUGCUGGGGAAGGAGGGAUUCUCUUCAGGGAGAUUUUACUAUGAGGUGCAGGUCAGAGGAAAGACUAAGUGGGAUUUAGGAGUGGUCCGAGAGUCCAUUAACAGGAAAGGGAAGAUUACAGCCAGUCCUAAGAAUGGAUACUGGUGUGUGUGUCUGAGGAAUAAGACUGAAUAUAAGGCUCUGGACUCUCCUCGAGUCUCCCUCUCCUUGAAACAGGCUCCUCAGAAGGUGGGAGUGUUUGUAGAUUAUGAGGAGGGUCUGAUCUCCUUCUAUGAUGUUGAUGCCAAAUCUCAUAUUUACUCUUUCACUGGUCAGUCUUUCACUGAGAAACUUUAUCCAGUCUUCAGCCCCUGCAAUAAUGAUGGAGGUAAAAAUUCAGCACCACUGAUCAUCUGUCCUGUUAGUCAAAUCUAAUCCUAAUUUUCGAAUCUUAAAAAGUAAUCUUAUACUUCCUUAUUAAAGAAUAAAACCCUGAUGGGAUUAUCAUUCAUGAUUUUAAUAAUUUUCAAUUUAAAUGCAGUUUCACCUUAAAAUAAAAAAGCAUCUCUAUCAGUAGAAUUGAAUUGUAAAAUGUACAAUGUUUUACUGUUGCUUUUGUAGGUUAAUGUUCACUUUAGGAAAGACAAAGCAACAGCAAUACACCAACUGACCACUAGAGGUGCGCUCUCUUUACAUUUGUAAUACCUGUAAUAAUACCUCUCAUUACCUGUGAUAAUAUUCUGUGUGUGUGAGUUUGAGCUGUGAUUCCUGAUUGACUUAAUGAUCCUGUCUGUCUCACCCUGUGUUUAGUGUUAGUAGUUAAUGCUUCUGCCUGUGCAUUGUGUGUAUAAACUCUGUCUGAUCCCUCACAGAAAAUGUACAUGAACUUCACAUGGGAGUGUUGUUGUAUGUGAGUACAUAUACACGUGUGAGCAUUGUUGUAUGUGAGUACAUACACACAUGUGAGUAUUGUUGAAUUCUGUGAAAUUUACACGUGUUGUUUUUAACCAUGUCAAGUGUCGUGCAUGCUUUCAUUCCCGCAUGUGAUUUGUUUCUAUGCAAUAAAUUUAUUUUCACAAGCAAAAAUAAUAAACGUGCUGUGAUUAAAAACAUCUCUAGUUGCAACCAGGUAUGAAAUGGAGUGAUGUAGCUGAGGCUGAAGAACUGUCAGGGUCAGACAGUUGUUUUCCAGUGUUUCUGAGGGCACAAGUGGUAGGAUUCAUAUUUAAUUUUAACAGUGUAGGCCACACGCACUUCGGGUUUGCAGAUAGCAAUAUGUGAAGCAUUAAACAGAUACAGACAGUGGCAUCACUUCUUCUUCUUCUUCUUCUUCUUCUUCGUCUUCAUUACACCUUUACUAUGCAUUUGGAUGAAUGGAAAUUAGCUAAAUCCCUCACUCACACCUCUGGACGUGUGGAGAGAUGUAUACGCUAUGUUUACAUAGUAAUAAUAUUAAGUCUAUAUAAUAAUUUUCCAACACCAGAGCUUAGUCCUAAUGUUUUCCGUUUUCCACGAACACUGUACCUACGCAUGGCUCUUAUAAAAGACUCAACAGCUACAUUUUUAGCUCGUGAAAUUGUUAGCCUCAAUCAUUAGCUAGUUUUUGCUCAGUGUUUGUAUUUCAAAGAUUCCUAGUAACUAGGAAUGCAGCAUAUUACCAAGAAAACCACAAGAUGUAACCUCAUCUCUCCUCAUGAGGGAUAAUCUCACACAUUUACAGUGUAUUUUGAUUUGAUUUAAUUUGAAUGUAUUUAUUUCUGUAAAGCUGCUUUGUGACAAUGUCCACUGUUAAAAGUGCUAUACAAAUAAACUUGAAUUCAACUGAAUCUCUUCUGAAGAUUUUUAAUAGUUCUGACACUGGAGACUCCUUCCAUAAAUGUUAAAUAAACGUCUCCUUACAGCAAACCUCACCACUCAUCACUUAUUAACACUUUUUAAAAACUUAAAAACAUGUUUUUAUACACGUUUAUGUGAAUGAUCUGUUACUAUAGAAACAGUACGGCGUUAGGAACAGUGCAUUAAUGUGCAGUAUAAACCUUGUCCUAUAAAAACAACUCUGGGGGAAAAAGGCGGACAUGGCAACCCUGGGUACCGCCGCGCUGGUGGUGGAGCAGCGCGCAUGCGCAAUGUGUAAACACGUGUUUCCUGUUCUGCGCGUUUGGCAGCGCAGGGGUGACCGAAGUCUCUGGAAUAAAGUCGCGCUUGUGAUUUUAUAAACUCUGUUCUGGGGUUUUCCUCUGUUCAUUUCUCAUCGAUACACAGCGACCUACGAGGACAAGUGGUGUUUAUUAUCACACGGGGAGCUGAAAUAAAAAUAAAGUGACUUUAUCCUCAUUAUUCCUCAGGAAUAAACAGAAGGAGGUGAGAGACAGGAGAGAGGCGCGCGCUGAGCAGCAGAUCUACUCAGAGUUAAACCUCGAGCAGAAGCUCCAUGAUGGAGUACUACCAGAUCCUAGGCGUACGCAAAGAUGCCUCUCCAGACGACAUAAAGAAAGCGU
Messenger RNA from Pangasianodon hypophthalmus (striped catfish), 3937 nucleotides. RefSeq names its product E3 ubiquitin-protein ligase TRIM39. The record is from RefSeq and is a predicted model, not a curated record. The transcript has 8 exons. Gene Ontology annotation, molecular function: protein binding; zinc ion binding. Bases 243 to 1874 code for a protein of 543 amino acids. NCBI's taxonomy places the organism in Eukaryota, Metazoa, Chordata, Actinopteri, Siluriformes, Pangasiidae.